AUGGCUCAGGAUUGGCAGCGACUUGGCGUGACCGGGGCUGGUUUGCCACCGCGGUGGAGGGGUAGGAAGAGCCCCUGCCAGGAGCAGAAGGAGGGGGACGAAGUGUGUCGGAGAUUAGCACUGUACGUAUAUGAAUAUCUGCUCCAUGUAGGAGCACAGAAAUCCGCCCAGACGUUUUUGUCAGAGAUAAGAUGGGAAAAAAACAUCACACUGGGGGAACCCCCAGGAUUCUUGCAUUCUUGGUGGUGUGUAUUUUGGGAUCUCUACUGUGCAGCUCCAGAAAGACGAGAAACAUGUGAACACUCAAGUGAAGCAAAAGCCUUCCAUGACUAUAGUGCUGCAGCAGCUCCCAGUCCAGUGCUAGGAAACAUUCCCCCAGGAGAUGGCAUGCCAGUAGGUCCUGUACCACCGGGGUUUUUUCAGCCUUUCAUGUCCCCUCGGUACCCUGGAGGUCCAAGGCCACCUCUAAGAAUACCCAAUCAGGCCCUGGGAGGUGUCCCUGGAAGUCAACCACUCCUGCCCAGCGGGAUGGACCCCACACGGCAGCAGGGACAUCCAAACAUGGGAGGGCCGAUGCAGAGGAUGACUCCUCCGAGGGGAAUGGUGCCAUUAGGACCACAGAACUAUGGAGGUGCCAUGAGACCCCCACUCAACGCUUUAGGUGGCCCGGGGAUGCCUGGGAUGAACAUGGGUCCUGGGGGUGGCAGACCAUGGCCAAACCCAACCAAUGCUAAUUCUAUACCUUAUUCUUCAGCAUCUCCUGGGAACUAUGUAGGUCCCCCAGGAGGUGGAGGGCCACCAGGAACACCCAUCAUGCCUAGUCCUGCAGAUUCAACCAACUCUGGAGACAACAUGUACACUUUAAUGAAUGCUGUACCUCCUGGACCCAACAGACCUAAUUUUCCCCUGGGACCAGGGUCAGAUGGGCCGAUGAGUGGACUGGGUGGAAUGGAUUCACAUCAUAUGAAUGGAUCAUUAGGCUCAGGAGACAUGGACAGUAUUUCCAAAAACUCUCCCAGUAAUAUGAGCAUGAGCAACCAGCCUGGCACUCCCAGAGAUGACAGUGAGAUGGGUGGAAACUUCCUAAACCCUUUCCAGAGUGAGAGCUACUCCCCUAGCAUGACAAUGAGUGUGUGACCCGCUCACCAGUGUCACCACGAAGACCACAGUGAGUUGGCCCUCUCCAGAGAGCUACUGCAGAAGAAAAUUGCUCGUCCCAGUGUACAGUUUAACUAAAGGAUCUCAGACACAAUCAGACCCACCUGGUUUGUUUUUCUUUUCCUACCAUCUCCCCCAUUUUGUCAAGGAAGGGGGUCCCAUGCUUGAGACAACUGUAAAGAGUGCUGUGACAGACCUGUCCGAGGUGGAACUGCAAGACUGUCUAUGUGUGACAUGUGUGGGUCAAUGUUGUGUGUGUGUGUGUGACACAGAAACACACACGCACAUCCAGACACCCACAGGACAUUGUAAAAUAGUAUCACAUCACAUCUUAAGUAGAAAUGAGAAGUAGGGACUUCUAUUCCAUUUUUUUUUUCACGUUUACAUUUUAAUUAUUAAAAUUUGCUUUCCUUGUUCCCUCUUGAACUGUUCUACAUUGCAUAUAUCACUGCUUUAUAAGUUAUUUUUUAAGUUGAACUCAAAUGAUAAAUUCUUUUGAUUUUGUUAAUGUCUGCCAUUAUGGAUAGGAAUAAAAUUGCUUAUAAGAGCUUUCAUUAACUUGUGUUUGAUACCAGCUACCCUGUGAAUCACAAAUUGUACUGUCUCAAGAAAUAGAAGAAAGCUCAUCUUAAUUUUUUUGAGAAAUUUGAUAACUUUCACAUAGUUUGGGGAUUUUUUUUUUAAUACUUUGCCUUUAAAAAGAAAAGAAGCACUGAAGGUUAUUUUUCUUCUUUAAUUGAAGCCUAAUAUCUGCAAUAUCUAUUUUAAAUGGAAGCCUGAAUUUGAUACAAGCUUCUCAGUUUAUAUAGAGUACUAUAAGGUUACUGUAAGUGAGCUCCAAUUGCUUUAGAAUCUAGCAAUAAAGAACAGGGCUUCCCCCUGCCCUUGGAAAUGAGUUUUCUAUUUAGCAUGGUCUUCUCUAGGGGUGGUAGUUAGUGAAAAUACAGUAGAGUCCUUAUCACCAAAACACUUUCUAACAACUUACAAUUAUAUUUCCCGUUUUCAGUGAUUCUCAAAUGCAUAGUAACAGUUCAUGGUCCUAAUUAUAAACAGUGUUUCACAAGCCCAUUCUGUGAAUCAGGUCACCAUGCUGCUGCUUGGGUGUGUGUUUUCUACCAUGUCUGCCAGAAUUAAUUCCCCCAAAACUUUCCAGUCAGCAGCCUUUUUUGAGCCAAAAUGUUGCAGUACAAAAGGUCUUACCUUUUGCCAUGAACAGAAGAGGAACAAAGCUCUGGGCCAUUUUAAGAGUGGAACAACCUGUUAGGUGUGAAAGCUGGGAACAGAAGGUUGAAAAGGUCCUAAAAGAAAUGCUUCUGGAAGCCGUCCCAUAUCUCCUGAGGCAGAGCUCUGAAACCAAGAUUAUGGUACAUUUAUUUAGUUCCUAGUGAUUCACAGUUCCCCCAAGAAAACAGAGGUUUUGAGUUUGUAGUGAUCAACAGGCUGAUGAUCAGCAAUGUGGGCACAAAGUGGCUCAGCAGAAAUUCAGGCCACAGACAAAAAGCAGAUUUCCCUCCUUGGACUUACAGAUCAGUUCUGGGGUGUGGUAUGUCCAUGUGCAAGGGGAUUUUUUUCAUGAAUUGUGAUAAAGGAGCAUAUGGGAUGGGCUUGUUGUGAUGGCAGCUGCACGUACUGGGAUGUGUAAGGAAUACUACAAUCUCCUAACUCAUUUUUAUUUCCAUUUAUUAUAUGUGUAUAUCAUAUAUGGAAAUAAAAAAGAUUUAACACUUCACUCUCUUGUUAGGGCUAUUCAUGCUCAGAGGCUUAAAAUUAUGUUAAAGUAUCAAAGAUUUUGGUAGCAUUACCUUUUAGUAGUAAGAACUACUUUGAUUAGUUGUAAACAUCAACUAUAUAGUCAUUAUAUGGUUUUGUAGACUGUAUUCCCAGUGAUUAUGAAGGUCACAUUCAUCUGUUUCUGUUUGGAUAACACUUUGUUGCUGUCUCCAAAGAUGGAGACACUAUUGACUUGAGUUACAAACACAAAAUCAGGUGUUAAUUUCCUCAGACCCUUUGCUGUUGUCACUCACACCACUGGUGUGUUCCCAGAGUCCAGGUGUCCUUGCAGCCUGUGUUGACACCUGUAUUAUCUGUGGUAGCCUUCCAGGAAGGACCUGGGGACUCUUUUCUGCCCAGUUCCAGUCAGGUGAUGUCACUGGCUCCUGGACUGAGGUAGAUGGGGGCUGUGAAUCAAGUGUCAAAGCCUGUUCGCACCCCAGGUAAGUGUCCUGUUGGGCACUUUUGCAGGAUAGAAGUCUGGCCACCAAAGCUGUCAAGGAAGCCCCUUAAAUGGAAUCGCCAACAUAUACUGGAUAUUGCUAUGAAAAUAUGUUAUCCUCAUUUUAAUAUAUGAGUAAAGCGUCCUUUCAGGCACCUGAUUUACUUGGUGUGUCCAACGUUUCUCAUACCCACAUAGCCCCACCGACAGCAGCUGAUUUUUUUUUUUGUAAUAUGCACUGGGCUUUUUGCUUGUUCAUUUUUGUUUCUUUUGCUUACAAAUCCUUGUAGGAUUUUCAUCAUACCUUGAGUAUCGGUGUGGAAAGAAAGACUAUUCCCAAGCUCCCAAUUCUGGGAGCAAUUUUAUUUUAAGUAGUGCAGGAUAGGUUUUUUCCUCUGGGCUUUUAGAUAGAUUUUGCUCUUUAAUAUAGAAAUAGAUAAUGGUGAAUCUUUAAAUGGGUCUUUCAGACAAGGUUUUUAAAAACAGAAGUGAUUAAAUCUUAGAGUAGCAAAAAUAGGGAGUAGGACAUCUUUCAUACUGUGAGAACUCUGGCAAGUCUUCUGGCCUUGUAGAAAUCAGCUGAAAUUGGAAUUCACUUCUGAACUUCACAGUGAAACCAGUAUUUAACGUGCUGCAUAAAGCUGUGAAAAUGAGUAUUCUUACCCAGAUUUAUCUGCACAUCACCCAGAUUUUAUCACCGUGUCCAAGCCCUGGCAAGAACAGGGCUUGGGGCAAGGAAGAAGCUGUCUGAAUCACAGGUAAAUCACAUGGCCUGACAUGUGGAUCAAGAAAAUACCCAGGUAUUUGCAUGUAUGCAUUGAGUUAUUAAUCGCCUGAGCAAGAGGAAGACCUGCAGUUGCACUCCAAAAAAAGUGCCAUUUUUUAUUUUGUUGCAGAGCCCUAGUAAGUUCAGUGUUGAACUUUUUAUUCCUUUUUUCUCCCCUUACCAGUCAAAAUGACUUUUCAGCUGAUACGUUACACCUAAUUUCUAUUUCUCAUAUCAGUUAAUUAUUUUUGUGUGUUUCCUCCUGUUCCUGGUCAGCCCUGAUUUGUUGUUAUGAUGGCUAAAUAUGGAUUGGAUUCUUCAAUAUUUGACCCUACACAUUCGCAUUUCGAUAAUGUAAAAUAUAGCUUAAUGAUGUAAAAAAUACAGGUAAAUUUACUUUUCUUUAAUUCACUGUAAGUGAUGAUAUAACUGUGGCUCCUGUCCCGCUUGGACCUUAAGGAUGGGAAUCCUGACAAAGUACAGUUCUCAAAUAAACCCCCCAAAAUUAUUUCAAUAGUGACAUCUCACACUAAGGAUCUAAUUCAGGAUUUAAUGAUCCAAAACAACUAUAAAAAUUAAAAGACAGAUGACAGAUUUAGAUUUGACUCUAUGCAGCUCUCUCUGCUUUCUAGUUAUUACUGGCACAGUCCUACAGGCUGCUGCUUGUGCCAGUUCUCCUGCUGAAACUUGGAUGAAACCACUCACAUAAGGUCAUUUUUUGGGUAGGACUUCACCCUGAUCUGGGUCAAAUUUGUAACUUACCUAAGGUGUGACAUUAUUUGGUAGAUGUGUAAACUGAGUACUUAGAACAAAAUACAGAGGGUCCAUUGAAAUUACCGAAAUAAUGUUUCAACCUGAAAAAUAAGAAAAAAGUAUUUAAAAUACCGCUUUGAGCGCAUGCUUGCAUAUUGUCUAUAUAUUGGGAACAAAUUACCAAAUUUAGAGAUAAAAAUGGAUCAUCUUAUUCAGCACAUUAAAACUCUGGUCUUUCCAUUGAGUUGGCCUUGGUUUGAAAUUAAGCCUGUACAUUGUUGAUUUUAAACAGAUUUAAGAAUACAGGAAAUUUCCUUCAGGAAAUUAGGAAAGUAGGACCGUGCUUUUGAGCAUGGAUGGUCUUUCCUAAGCAGACAUUAUUUUAAAGUUAUCACCAGUGCAGGAGCAUUUAUGUAUCAAUAGUACUGACAUGAGGAGCAGAUUUGGCUUUCUUCUGUUUCUUACUUUAUUAGAGCUUUGUUCACUACUACAUCGACUAUUUUUGUGAAUUUGUCCUUCCACCUUGUUUUAAAUCGUGCAGCCAUAGUUACCCCAACACAGCCAACAGCUUUGCAGUUUUAGUCCAAACUUCUGUUUGGUCGCUGUUCUUCAUUUAAGCUUGAAGUGUGUAAGAAAGCCUCUCAUGUAAUGGGAAAACUUGCCAUAAAAAUGUAUAAAGGUUUUCUUGGGUACAUGUUUUCACAUUUAAUAAAAACGCAGUUUUUGGUUAUAAUUUGAAGUGGUCAGUUUCUAACCACUAUUUAAUUUUUGCGUGCAGAAGAAAUUGAGAGAGAAAAAAAAUCACUUUUUGAGUUUUUGUUUUGCUUUGGUUUGAUUUUUUUUUUGUAUUUGUUUGAAUUCAGUGUCAUAAAUGUUUGCUGAUGAUGUGGUUUUUGGGAGAAAUCAGAUCAAAACCACAUUUGCUGCCUAGUUGUAAGUAGUACAGGUGGACUUGGUGUUGAAAGCUCCUGCCACAUCCCCAAAAGCAUAUCUCUUGAUUUCUGAUUUGUGUGGCUUUGUAUGAGCCUAAUUCACAGGCAGUGAUUUAAUUUGUCUGUCCAGUGCUUUCAGUGUGUCUCAUGGGAGGUCCAGGGUUCUGUGGUCUCAGGAGAGUGACCGAGUGGUCGAGCAAGCUUGUUCCCAGGGUCAGGGUGUUCAGGACCCGGGGAUAAUCCACCAGAAACAAGGUGUUUGUUCGCUACCUCGCUGUUCUCUUGAGAACUUGCACAACUCUUCUUGCCAGUAGGUUCUGGGGAUCCUUUAAGAUUUUACAUUGCUGAGACAAGAAGCUUCCUUUUGCUAAGAGAAAAUCCUGGCAGUUUUUAGCAACAAUUUUCGUACGGAAACAGCUCAAAACAUGGGUAUUUGGAAAGGUGAUGUGUUUUCUCAGUACCCUGAGUGUGCUAGGAAAUAGAUUGUACAAUUUAGGAGUUUGGGCUGUUACAGAGAUACUGAAAUCAUCAGUAAUUGCUUUUGAUGGGAAAAAUCACUGGCUGUGGAACAACUGCUCUGAUCCUUGAGGAGUCAAACUGUCAACUGGGUGAACUGGAUGUUUUAGGGUUUUUUUCCUGUUGUUUAAUCUUCAUGUUUAUCCUCUCUCAUUUGGAUUUUCCCGUUAAAUGUACUGUGCCAGAUCUUUGCACAAAAAUAAGAGCAUUUUGCCCAAUAAACCUGCAGAAAGUUGUUCACAUCUGUAAUUACAGCCCUGCUGUAGAGAGUUUAUUUCAUUAUAGAGACUUUUGAGCAUAAGAACAGAUAAGGAGUGGCAGUGCAGCAUCCUGACAGCUCUCACUGCUCCAGAUCAGGAAUGCUAGCAUCCCACAGACUCCCAAAUUAGGUGAGAUGGCUCCUAACAAUGACAUAAAAUAGCUUGAAAUAAAAGCUGAUUCUUGUCAUGCAGAUUAGAGGAAAUAAAAUCCCAAAUACAGGAUAUAUUUAAUUAAGGUAGAAAUACACUAAAGCCAUCUCUAACAGGAGCACAGAGCACAUCCAACAACUUAGAGGGAAAGCAAAGCAGCAUUGCUAAAUUGUUGUCAAUAAACAUAACAUUCAAAAGCAGUUAUAAGCUAUUUUUCAUUUCCAUUUUUCAAGUAUAUUUUAAUUUUUCUGAUUAACUUGUAGUUUUGAUUUUAUUUGAAUUUACACUAAUGGAUAAGGAAGAGAACACAAGUUCCUAAACUAGAGCUGGAAUUACAGACAUGAAAUAGUGGCUUGAGUAAAGCUGGAGCUUUCUGUUAGUUAAGAAUCAAGUAAAUUUUUUAAUUAUUCUUUUUCCAGGACAAAAAGCAUCCAAACAGUAAACAUUUUUAGCCUUGUUGUGGCUGUUUGAGAAGUGUGAAUCAAUGCUAUGCUUGGAGACCAGUUUUCAGGGCUUUUUUUUGUGGCAGGUAUCCCCAUGCAGUGCAUCUAUUUUGUGCAUGUUUGUCUAAAGCUACCAAAAAAACCCACCUUUUUUUUUCCUGAACUUCUGUACACACAUCUGGUUCUGGUGGGAAGAGGAGGAAGAUUUGGUAGCUGGUGGGUUAGCAUAUUUAUGUGAAUUACUUAAAGCAUUAGUAAACUAUUGUCAACUCUGUUCACAUUGCACAAGAUACUCUGUGUAGUCUACUGCUGGUAUUAUAACCUAGGUGAUCAGUGCAUAUUCUGUAAAUUCCUGUAGGUUUUGUGUAAGAAAUCUUGUCACCACUGCUUACUGCUGUAAAUUCUUGUUUUGAAGCAAGAGGUGGCAUUUGAUUGUACAGCCAUGCGUAUUAUAUACUACAACAGUCCUUGUUCUGUCCUCUAGACUCACUGUCCACAUAGAGUUGAAGCUCUGUUAAGCAUGCGUAAUGGUUUCAGAAUUUAUUUCAGAUAGCAGAUCUAUAAGCCAUUUACAGGAAUAUUAAAUGUAAUGUAAGAGAAUCCAACCCAGUUCGUACCCUUUCUUGAGAGCUGGUGGUUGGAUUUUAGCAGGCAGCUGCAGGUCAGCAGGUUCUAUGGCAUCCCAGCUGCGGCUGCCUGCACACCUGGGAGGUGCCACACCUGGGCAGGUGUCCCCUGGCAAAGGGGUGCCCCAGGUACAGAGCCUGGGCAGGCUGCUGCCUUACAAAGACGUGUGAGCUAGUGUCUUUGUUUUUUCCCAAAAACUGCAUCAGUGCCAAGACUGAAACCCAUCUUUAAGGGCAUGCAGGAGGUGCGGUGCUGCCUCCCUAUUGUGUCCUCCUCCCCACCCACCACAGGCUCCACCUGAGGUGGUAUUUUAAGGAGAAUUUAACUCUCUGUCUGUUGAGAGAGAAAAAUAACCUGAAUUCUUGGACUAUGGAUUCUUUUUUAUAGUAUUUUAUGAUGUACAGCAAAGACCUGAAAAUGUCUGUGUGUUCUUUGCUGGUUUCUGACAUCAGAAAUUCAAGUCCUGUCUAGUCUGAAAGGCAAUGAUGGGAAAGGUGGAAAAGCUUGGAAAGUUGAAGGGGAUUCUUACUUGGAUUAUUUUAAAUGUUUUUAUUGAUAGUUUAAAUGACUAGGUUAAUCUCUUGAAUCAAGGCAGUCUUAAUGACUUUGCACCUUCACCAUUUCAUGUAAGACUUUGAGAACUUGCAAUAAAUGUUUCUCACACUUACAGUCCAAUAUGUAGAUAAACUCCUUAUAUUUCUAAGAUCAAAAAAUAUUUCUACAGUUACUUCAGCCCUUUACAGAGAACAACAGGGCAAUCCCAAUCCCAUAAUCCCAAGUAUUUGUAGGUGUAUUUUAGACAAAGAAUGACUUUCAACAUCAUAAAUGAAACAAAUGUUCAAUGUUCCAGUCUCUGGAAGUAAUGGAAACCUCAGUAAUUUUGCAAACCAGCAAGAAUUAAACUUGUCAAUAUAAAUAUUAAUGUAGAAAGUGCAUGCAAAACUCGAUACUGCCUCUGACCUUAAGCAUUAAUAUUGAUAAUAUUGGGGAUCUCACAAAUGUUGUGUGUUACAGAACCGCUGUAUUUCUCCUCAGUGUGUACUUCAUCUUCAUUACCGACAGCUACUGCAAAGAGCCAAUCCAUGCCGUAGCUGAGGCGUGGAGAUACAAACUUCCCACAGCAUCAUAAAUACGUGAACAUGUGUGUGUGUUGUGUUAGGAUGAGUAACCACUCCAGCUACAAACUCCUCCAGACCUUGUCUGUAUUUUCAGAGCAGCCUGUGGGAUGGGUUUGGAAGGUCAGCAGCCUGUGUGGAUGCUGCCUGACAGCGAUCCCAUCCCACAUGGCCUCGGAUCUGGCUUUGGGGGAUCAUCAUGAAGUCAAGCCUCACUGGUUUUUACCUGUGAAAAGUUCCUUGCCAGACUGGGAACUGUAAAGACACGGAUAGUGCGGGUCACUGACCCAGAGCGUGUCUGCAUUGGAGCCUCAGGCAGGACUGUGACAGACAGUUUGUCAUGGUGAUACUGUGCCACCACAUCAGACUUGUUUCCGCUCCACACUGUGGCCUGAUUCAUCCUGCCAUAAUCUCAGCUGGCUAAAAAUUACCAUCCUGGGUCUCCUGUGUAAGUCAGAGGAGGGACAGGAGAGGAGAUGCCUCUGGAAGAUUGUAUGAUGGCAUCAGCUACCCUGCCACUGAUGAAGAGCUGGAAUUAGGUGGGAUGAAUCCAUGAGUUUACAAUUGGCUUAGGUACCUCUGCACAAAAGUGUAUUUAUUUGAGCUUGGUAAGGACAAGAAUAAUGCAGGUUCUUUGAACCUGAAUCUGAGUAGCUUACAGAUGAGUUUCUGAAUUCAAUCUUAAACAUUAGAUUUCUGCUCCAUAGUUGCUCUUUUAUUUUUACUUCAGGUUUUAUGAACAGGUAUAACUUUAACUAACUUGUUGGAAGGUUUACACCUGCCUAGAAAUGCUCACCUUUAUUUGUUAAGUGGGCUCCCUCAUUGUCUGCACCGAUUCAUUUAUUGAAAGCAACACAUGAAGAAACCAUUGCAUAGAUCAAUCAACACCAGCAAUAGCGUACGCAGCUUUUAAAUUCAGCUGUGAGCUUGGAACUAAGGUAUUAAUGUUCAUACUUUCCGGGUGUGGCUAAAGAUUCCUUUCCUGAGAGCAUUAAGGAAUAAAUCUAGGAGGUUGUGAUUGAGGAUUGAGAGAAUACAUGUAGCAAUGGCAGUUUAUGUUGGUUUGUUUUCUUUCUGUAAACGUGUGAUAAAUGUAUUGCGAUUUCAUGUGCUGGUUUGGAGAUGAGGGAAUAUCCGGUGCCAAACAGAGCAGAUCUCUGCAGGCAGCUUUACGGUGGGUUGGCAAAGCCUGUUUACAGCAGGUUCCACCUCAGGCCUGCACCGCACCCAUCUCAUUCUAGUUCACUUUGAUACCUUCCUUCACUCGCUGCUGUUACAAAAUCCUGACAGCAGUCAUAUGUGUUCUUGUUGUGAGCUGAGGAACAGGUGAAGUUUAAAAACACAAAUGUUGUAGCUUGCACCUUUCACCUUUGUGGACUGUCCAUGUUCUCACAGCUGAGCUGGGACAGCAGCCGCCUCCACAGUUGCCAUGUAGCUCCAUCCCACAAAAUUGGGUGUCAUUUUUUAUGAGUUUAACAGGAGCAAUAUUGAUCCAUUCACUUUAUUUCCUAAGUUGUGAAUCACUCAGUGCUGGAAAUGAUACACGUCUCGUGUUGCUAUGAAUAGAAAAACUGAGAGUUGUGUUUUAGGAUGUGCUGGUACAAUCCCUGCCUGCUGUUCAGUGUUUCGAGUGCUGAAGUUAACCAAAAUGUUACCUUCGUGGAUUAUCUCAGCCUCAGCUCUGUGUAAAAAUGGGUAUGAAUUUCCAGUUGCUAUUCCUGGUUUCUCUGUGCAUUCUGAGCCAAAGGUAAAACAGUGGGAAAGAUGGUUGUGGCAGCCACUCAUUGACAGCUUUUCAGAUAUGUAAGGCCAUUCUGUCUGUCAUCUGACACUGUUCCAGUUUUUUCACUGGAUCAUCAUGCUGUUGAAUAUCUCGAUGGGUGUUGUCAGCCAGUGGAGGGAAGGUGAAGGAGCUCACCACCCAGGAAGGGUAAAAAUGUAGCAAGUAACAAGCUGUCUUCUCCAGAAGUCAUUUAUUUGUAGUGCUUCACUGUCAGUAACAUUUGUACCUUCAAUUAUUAUUGUACCGUUCAGUAUCUUGAGGUGGUAUGAGCAGAAAUAUAUGAAUAUAUAUAAUUUACAAGACGUAUAGGCUUGUACUGUGCCUUUGUAAUUCUCUUCAGCUUCAGUAUCUAUAUGCUACAAGCAGACAAACUUCCCUCUUUUGGGGUGUUCUUUACUACAACAGUAGCUGAUGGCUUCAUUAAUACUGACUAUUUUAGUCUUCUGGGGCUAACAUUUAUGUUUUUCUGGGUGAAAAUGCCCUCAGCAGAAGUAAGCACAAUGACAUAACACUGCAGUGCAUGCUGUCUCUUAGCUUCUCUCUACAUGUGCUUGCAUGUUGGAAAUUCAAAAGUGCUGCUGUAUAAAAUUGCUACAUUAUUUACCCAAUACAGGUGUUCUUCUGCAUCCCUUUUUAGCUCAAAACUCCUGUUGUCUUGGAAGUUAGUGAUGGCUCAAAAGGGGGUUUUGGCUGCACAAAGGAUGCAGGGAGCAACUCCUAAGUAGUUUACAGGCUGCUGUAAAUGUCUUUUUGGCAAAGAAAUGUAGCAUUUUAGCUGUAAAUUCCUAGUGAAAACACUGAGCGUGCUUAUCACUUAAGAUUGUAAUGGAAAAAAAAAGGUGUCAGACUGUGUAAUUUUAUCUCAUCUAACUUUGACACUUAACCAGUUUUACCUGCGUGUUUAUGCUACACCAACCAACACAGACCUGAAAGGUGACAGCCUUGUCUUAGUACUGCAGCUACUCAAGAAGUCACGGUUUUCCAGAGCUUCUGUUUGGAUUUUUUGUUCCUUUAACACAUUUUCAUUGCAGAGGUAUUUUUCUGUAGAGUUACUUGAGGCUUUCUUUAACCAACGCAAGAGUCUGUAGCCCUCUGCACUGUGAAAGGCAAAGCCCUGUGGGGACACUCGGGCUUCGCGCUUGCCCAGCAAAUUAGCAGAAAUUUCACCCAAGCCAUAAAAGCCUCUUAUGUUAAUCUCUAUUUAUGUAAUUAAAGCAAUUAGGGGUAGGAGCUUCAGGAAUAAUGAGGUGUCUCUAUCAUUCAUUUUCUCUCUCUCUGUACUUCCUAGGGAUUUAAGGGUUCUUUUUCCAAGGCUCAGCUGUGUUUCCUCAAACCAGUGCAGUCCAGGCAUUGUGUGAGGUGCAGUUUAUGGAGAUAGCAUUGGAGCGUGAAAGAUUUACUUCUGGUAGCAAGGAAUAAUCUGUGUCCCUGUGGACAUGGACACUUGCAAACAAGUCUGAUACCGAGAAUUAAAAAAAAAAAAUAAAAAAAUUGAAGAUGGUACCAGUACAUCAGACUCUGUUCUACAGUGGGGUUUUUAGCUUUUGUCAUUUGUAUUUUAUUUUGUGAAAAAGGAGUUGGGGGGAUCUCAGAUCACAUGGGGAAUAUUAGAAGUAUAUCAUUCAACAAUCAUUUUAUAAAGUCUAACUUCAAAAUGCACUAUGAUUUAUUACAAAAGUAUAUUUUCUUCUGCUUGCCGACAUGGUGGUUCCAUUUUGUGAUAAGUUAAACUCAGCAGUUAAUUUGUUGCACUGCCUGGCUGCAUGACUUCAUCCAGUGUACAUACGUACCUGUGCAGCAUUACUUUUGGGGUUUGUAUUUGAAUUUGCAGUAUUGAUUAUUAUUUUUGUAUUUUACUUUGCCUCUGUUAUUGGAAUUGUAGUAAACAUAAUUUAUACAUAUGAUUUUACAACUGUUUUGCAACUGAAAAGUCUCCUUUAAAUUGUAAAGUUUUAUUGAUGGAUACUCAUUAAAAUGGUAUAAGAAUUAUAUUAACAAUUGUUUUGUGUUUUGAUGCUCUCUGUACAUAAAUAUAUGUCUAUUUAUCUGUUUAAUGGUGCUUGUGUCUUGCAAUUUUGGAUACAUUUUAGAAUAAAGUUUCAUUUUACAAGAA
This is a messenger RNA of Manacus vitellinus (golden-collared manakin), 12828 nucleotides long. It is a transcript of the gene SSBP2, whose product is annotated as single stranded DNA binding protein 2. Gene Ontology annotation, molecular function: single-stranded DNA binding; protein binding. Gene Ontology annotation, biological process: positive regulation of transcription by RNA polymerase II. Lineage: Eukaryota; Metazoa; Chordata; Aves; Passeriformes; Pipridae. The transcript has 18 exons. Gene Ontology annotation, cellular component: nucleus. The record is from RefSeq and is a predicted model, not a curated record. Bases 1 to 1137 code for a protein of 378 amino acids.